Molecule: messenger RNA, 1527 nt
Organism: Angiostrongylus costaricensis
Lineage: Eukaryota; Metazoa; Nematoda; Chromadorea; Rhabditida; Metastrongylidae
Source: the annotation of a GenBank genome assembly
AUGCCGUCGUCAAGCGAAACACCGUCCACAUUCAUUAAUUCGUUAUCGAUCGUUCCAUAUUUCACAAGAGUGGAACGUCAAGAAGUGAAGAUGUCGAGAAGGACGUUCAUCCCACUAUGGCGUCCACACCAUCAAAUACCGUACGUACUGCGCAGAGGUUCGAAACGCAGCUUUCGUGGGCGUCCUGAUCCCGUUCGUUGUAAAUCAUACAUAAACAAGGACUUGGGUAAUGGACGGGUGGAUGACAGAGACGUUCAGUGGUACGCGGACCACUUCCAAAACACAGAAGUAGCACAAAUCCCUCGUGGAAAAGUAGCGCAGCGUGUUGGUUUGUUCAAUAAUGCUAAAAAUUCUCAUGUCGUUGUUAACGAUGUCUCCUCGGCAGUUAGAAAAACGUCAAGCAAACAAAUCGGGCGACUUGUUGCUCCGGAACAAUUUGAAAAACAUCCAGAAACUGCUUGUACUGCUGAAUCACCUGCUUCGGUACAGGGUGGCAGGAGUCAUCAGUUCGUUGGUGAUAAAGGUGUGGCCAAUCAGAAAUAUUUAGAAAGACAAGAAGUUUUCCCGUAUACGUCCAGUGAUGGUUCUGAGAGAGGUGGUCGUCCACUUCAUCUUCUCACCAAUGGGGUUGCUUGCACAUCAUCUGAACCCGUUGUGGAUCGACCAGUUCGUCCUACCUAUAAGUCGAGGUUUUUCUUUCAGCGAUUUUGUAGUUCGGUUAGCGAUCUGGCAAUGAGACAGCACGAAAGAAUGUGUACUCCUCCUAAUCAUUGUGCGAGCUACCCUGUUCCUUGCAAAACACGGAAUGAGUUUACCUUAUCUGGCGUAGCCACACGCAUCCUAUCAGCCCUUCCACCUAUAUAUUUGCGAGACGAUCACCACGAAAGGUAUGAUGCUGUGGCAGUUCGACUUCUCAGCGAAAGCUUAAAACGAGGCCAAUUGAUUCCCGGAUCGUCAUCUCAUAUUUUUCGUUCAUUUCUGGACUGUACUGGUGGUAUUUCUGCCGUAGGAAACCCGAUUUGGGAAAACGAUAACGCAUGUGAAAAUAUUUUCCAGAACGAUUUGUUUGAAAAUGAAGAUACGUCAGAGGCACAGCCGGUUACACCUGAACUCGAAAGAUUAUUCAAUCGUACGGUGACAGAAACGAAUGCAGACGGGCAUUUUGAGCUGUCUAUGUAUAUGAAAAGUCUUAAAUAUGGGGUAUCGUCCUUGAUGACUCCAUCAUCUGUUGAUUCUCCUCCAUUCCAUUCGUUACCACCAUCUUCCGACAAUAAUCAUGAGCUUGUGGUGAAUCAUAAUCCUUUCUUCCGUUCCGAAUGUGAUCUCGAACGAAGUCCAUCGUCGUCUGAAAGCUCAUCCAACAGUGAAGGGUGUGUGGAAGCCAGCACGCCUCACUUUGAAUGGACGCUACCGCAUGUGGCUGGAGGUGUGUACGAUAUAAUCAAUGGUGCAGCUAGCAAAACAACAAAUCCUUUAUUGUCGCCAAGUGAUUCAAGAAAUUUAUUUACAUCUAAGAAGAAUAUCUAG